CACCACCGCAGCCACCACCGCAGCCACCACCGCAGCCACCACUGUCACAACCCUGCGACCAACUGAGAUCACCACCAACCCAAACUCCACCACAACAGCACCACCCAUCCCCACCCUGGGUCCAGUCAUUGUGUGCCCCACUGUCCCGUGCCCACUUGAAAGUGUGUGUCUUAAUAACACUUGCCAGUGUCUCACUGGGAGCUUCCUGCAGGACAACCGCUGCGUCCCAGCCCAAGUGUUUCCAGGCGAGCUUCAUUUCAUGUCCUUGACAUUUCAACCUGAAAUGAGCAACAGGUCCUCUUCAUUAUUCCAGGAAACUGCAGCUAACAUCUCUGAAGCGCUCUUCAGUAUCCUGAAAAAUCAGAAGGGGUAUAUACGAUCUGAUGUUGUGGCGCUUCUACCUGGAAGUAUCCAAGCAUCUGUGAAUAAUAUCUUUGAAAAAGACAGCACCGGCAUCAAUGAAGAUUCUGUCAAAAACGCCAUUGAAAAAGCUAUCAGCAACGCACAGAGCUCCAAUGGAUUUUUUCGUAAUGUGACAUUCGAAGGCAAAGACCUAUGUCAACAGAUUCCACUUCCAUGUGAAGGCUCCACUGCAAAGUGCACGAUUAAAAACAACCAGCCUUCUUGUUACUGUCUUCCUGAAUUUAUCUCCAACGUGUACUCAAACACCAGCUGCAGAGCUUGUCCAAGUGGGGAGAGGGCAGUGAACAACAAUUGUGAACAAUGCCCAUUUGGAUACGCUGGCUUUAACUGCAGGGACUGUGAGUAA
Paralichthys olivaceus (Japanese flounder) is the source of this 769-nucleotide messenger RNA. Lineage: Eukaryota; Metazoa; Chordata; Actinopteri; Pleuronectiformes; Paralichthyidae. The record is from RefSeq and is a predicted model, not a curated record.